UAAUCUAGCUUUUGUGCUGUUUUUUUGGUUUUUUUAACAUUUUUUUGCAUUAUAUGCGAAUAAAGUACAAUAUUUUGUUUGUUACAUUAUCAGUUUACCUUGCGUUUUUAACCAGAAAAGUAUUAUAGGCCCCACGAUAUUUUCAAAAUCAACAAUAGCCGUAAAACGGGAGAUACGAUAAAAUGUUUACCUUACGCUUAGCAGCCCGAACAUUAAAUGCUGCUCCAACUUUAUUGCGAGUUAACCAUACAGUAACAAUAAAUUACGCCGGGAUGGCCACUAAAAUUUCCGCUGGUCCCGUUGUGGAUAUACUAGGUGAUGAGAUGACCCGAAUCAUUUGGGCUUCGAUUAAGGAGAAACUCAUUUUACCCUUUUUGAAUAUUGAGCUCCAUACGUAUGAUCUGGGCAUUGAGAACCGUGACAAGACGGAGGAUAGGGUUACCAUAGAUUGCGCCGAAGCUAUUAAGAAAUACAAUGUAGGUAUUAAGUGCGCCACCAUAACUCCGGAUGAGAAACGUGUUGAAGAAUUUAAAUUGAAAAAGAUGUGGAAAUCGCCGAACGGUACUAUACGUAAUAUAUUAGGUGGCUCAGUAUUUCGUGAGGCUAUUAUUUGCAAAAAUGUUCCCCGUUUGGUUAGCGGAUGGGAGAAACCCAUUGUAAUUGGUCGGCACGCUCAUGCUGAUCAAUACAAAGCCACCGAUUUUCUAAUACCCGGUUCAGGAACAUUAACACUAUCGUUUGUUUCAAAGGAUGGCGAAACAAAAAUUGAGCAAGUAGUUAACGAUUACAAAGGCGCUGGUAUAGCGUUAGCUAUGUAUAAUACAGAUGCCUCUAUAAUUGAUUUCGCUCAUUCCUCUUUUAAGUACGCCUUGGCACGUAAGUUGCCUUUAUAUUUGAGUACUAAAAACACUAUACUUAAAAAAUAUGAUGGACGCUUCAAGGACAUCUUUGAGGAAAUCUACGAGAAAACUUACAAAGAAGCUUAUGAAGCCGAAAACAUUUGGUAUGAACAUCGUCUGAUCGAUGAUAUGGUUGCCUAUGUAAUGAAAUCAGAGGGCGGCUUUGUGUGGGCCUGUAAGUUGGAUAAUAAUGCUGACCUUAAGAGGUUUGCUGAAACUUUGGAAAAGGUGUGCAUUGAUACCAUUGAAUCCGGACACAUGACUAAGGAUUUGGCCAUUUGCAUUAAGGGCAUGAAUAAAGUCGAACGUAAAGAUUAUAUGGAAACCUUUGAAUUUCUAGAUAAAUUGGCUGACAAUUUAAAAAAAGCCUGGUCUCACUGACUAAGCCGAGAUAAUAGCGUUGAAUAUAAAAAAUCUCAUCUCUAACUACAUUUCGAUGUUACGAUGGCCAGUUAGUCUCACUCUCGGAACAUAUAUGGUGGAUGGUGGUUAACGCGUUAUUUUCCAUUUACGUUAUUUUCUAUUGAGGCUUUUUAUAUCGCUUAAGAAGUGCUUGUUUAGCGUUUUGUAAUAUGCUUUCAAAUAAAUUUUCUAAAAAUUUUUAUACCGAA
This is a messenger RNA of Glossina fuscipes, 1510 nucleotides long. It is a transcript of the gene Idh, whose product is annotated as isocitrate dehydrogenase [NADP] cytoplasmic. Gene Ontology annotation, molecular function: isocitrate dehydrogenase (NADP+) activity. NCBI's taxonomy places the organism in Eukaryota, Metazoa, Arthropoda, Insecta, Diptera, Glossinidae. The record is from RefSeq and is a predicted model, not a curated record. Gene Ontology annotation, cellular component: cytosol; peroxisome; mitochondrion. The transcript has 3 exons. Bases 183 to 1280 code for a protein of 365 amino acids. Gene Ontology annotation, biological process: isocitrate metabolic process.